Molecule: messenger RNA, 3693 nt
Organism: Clonostachys solani
Lineage: Eukaryota; Fungi; Ascomycota; Sordariomycetes; Hypocreales; Bionectriaceae
Source: the annotation of a GenBank genome assembly
AUGUCGUCCUCCAAGCCGAUAGUACCUCAUUCUCCUAAAAGUGCACGGAAGUUCGACCGUGUCGCUUCGAUAUUUAGAAGAAGAUAUGAUAACUCACGGGCUACCGGCGAUUUAAAGACUGGAAUCGUCCUUCGCUACAUAGCGCUCAAUCUCACAUCAGAGGAGGAUCCGGGAAAAGCGGCCCGAUACGACAGUCUGGCGCUUGAAUAUGGCGAGAAAUACGCUGAAACGAACAACUUUGUUGACCUUGAGACCCUCAUAUGGCAUCGCCAAAAAGCCCUCGAGUUGACGUUACCUGGGGAUCCCCAGUAUGAGAUCUAUCUUGAGAGUUUGUUGGAUAAACUGAGUAUGAAAUACGACGCAACAGGAAGCUUAUCGGAUCUUGAUAUGGUAAUCGAAUCUCAUAAGCACUUGAUCGCUCUUACUCCAGCCGUCGGUUUUGGUAGACAAGUUGACCUAAAACUACUUAGACAAGUUGACCUAAAACUCCUUGGUACUGAGUAUGGAUACCGAUAUGAAAAAACAAAAUCCCUCUCAGAUUUUGAGGAAGCGGUUCGCCAUUACAACUCUGCUAUUGACUUGAACCCCAAUGAUAUAUUGUUGGUGCCGGGUAUAUUUGAGCACCUUUCAUCUAUAUCUCGAAAACGAUAUGAAGAAACGAACGAAGAAGACUACCUCGAUGUAUCAAUAACAUACGGCGAAAUGGCAGUCAAUUCAACUCCAGAGGACAACAGCGACAAGGUUUGGCGGCUUCGCAAACUGGGGAUUAGUUACCAUUCGAGGUUCUUAAUAUCGCACUCCUUAUUUGAUAUCGAGCCGGCGGUUCAUUGUUAUCGACAGGCUCUCGUCCUGGUCCCGGAAAAUUCUCACGAGCGCUUCGAGCUUCUCAAAUACCUAGGGCUUUGUUUUCGGCAAAAGAGCGAUGAAACAUUUUCCGCAGACGACCUGAUGGCAUCCAUACAGUAUUUUGAAUGUGCCUUUGAGGUGGAAUCAUGUCACCGUGAAGACCGUCAAAGUCUUUGCAAAGUCAUCGGAACAGAGUUUACUGCUCUGUAUCGAAUGACAGAGCAUCUUCCGUACCUUGAUACAGGUAUCCAAAAGCUUCAUAACUAUGUCAACGAGGUUUUAAUUGGCAAUCCAAGGGAGAUGUUAGAGUGCCUGGAAACACUCGCCCUUGCGUAUGAAUUGAGACACACGCGAAGUGGAGAGAAAGCUGAUCUCGACAUGCUUAUCCAGCAUUGUAGGAGAAUCCUCGAUGCAAUCCCAUCUGGUAACCCAUAUCGUCCCAAUUACCUUGCAGGGCUUGCUUCUCGAUACGAAUACUGUUACUUUCAAACUGGUGCUCUCUCCACUCUUGAUUUCGCAACUCAGCUACUCGAUGAAGCUAUUAUUAACAUUUGUCCUAAGGAGGUUGCCAAAAAGAGCAGUCAUUACGAGUCAAUUUCUGCAAAUUAUAGGUAUCGGUAUCGUAGAACAAACGAACUUGAUGACCUCAAUAGAGCCAUUCAAUAUUCUAUAGAUGGUCUUUCUUUGACACAAGAGGGCCAUGAAGGGCCCCCAAUGCUUCUCUACUCCCAUGCAGAUCUUUAUUUACUUCGGCAUAAGAGAAACGAAAGAAUAAUUGAUUUAGAAACAGCAAUGCAGUUAAAUCAUCAAGCACUGGAUUCAACGCCAAUUGACGACCCUCUGAGAGAAUUCGGACUUCGAAAACUGGGGUAUAUAUACACAGAGAAGUAUGUGAUCAGCAAAAGUGAUGCAGACUUCGAUGCCGCCAUUCAAUACCUUCAAGCUUCACUCGCAAAUCAGUCCCACGAUCAGCGGAGCGUGGCAAAUACACUUUAUGCACUUUACGAAUGUUGCUUCCGUAAAUAUCAAGUAACAGAAUCUUUGGAGGAUCUCAAUGCGGCUAUUAAAUUCUGGGAACAGAUGUCCCAUCACUCAAGUCAAUAUCCCCAUGCAAACAUGAUCAGCAAAGCAACAGACCCCGGAUACGCGUUGUGGUUACGAUAUUAUCUCCAUACGGGCGAGGAAGCGGACCGCGAGGCAGCAAUUAAUAACUUUCGAAUAGUUUUGGACAGCGAUAGAGCAUCCGUAAGCGACAGGCAACUUGCUGGAGAAAUUCUACUCUUCGCUCAUGCAGAAAACGGGGAGUGGACAUCCGCAUAUCAAGCUGCUUGCAAGACGACCCAUCUUCUCUCUUUUCUAGCGCACCAUGCUCUCGAAAACCACGACAAGCAGCACUUUCUGGCAGAAGCGGAAUCCUUGGCUUCGGAUGCUGCUGCUAUGGCAGUUAUGACAGAAGAAAAUGUAUAUGAGGCGAUUGAACUCCUUGAGAUCGGACGUGGCGUUAUAAUGAACGCCCUCAAUGCAAGAAGACUAGAUCUUUCAGCUCUCCGUGAAGAUUGCCCUUCAUUAGCUCAAGAGUUUGUGACUCUUCGAGACCAACUCUAUGAACUACACCAGUCAUCACUAGAGAAUAUUGAUCAACGCCACGAGAUAAGCGACAAAUUCGAGCAAUCCAUCAGGAAUAUCAGAAAACUGAAGGGAUUCGAUCACUUUUUGAGGCCCCACUCAAAAAGUGAUAUGCACGCUUUUGCACAGCGCGGGCCAGUCGUGAUUGUCAAUACGAGCAUCUAUCGAUGCGAUGCAUUCAUCAUUGACCAAGCGAAAAUGUAUACCUUACCGUUACCCCAGCUACGACUUCUCGACAUCAAUGAACAAACAACGAAACUUGAACAUCUAGACAGCGAUGUACUUGAGUGGCUUUGGGACACAAUCGCAGUACAUGUUCUAAAUAAACUGGGGUUUUGCCAGAAACCUCAGGAUGAUGAUAUGCCUCGCAUAUGGUGGGUUCUCACUGGACCUCUCAGCAAGUUUCCAAUCCAUGCAGCAGGAUAUCAUAAACAGAACUCGGCACAGACAGUCUUGGAUCGAGUGAUAUCAUCUUACGGUCCCUCUGUUGCUAUGCUCAUCUACGGCCAACAGAGCUGCGACCAGCUAGACAAGCCCCAGGAGACCGGCAAGGCUGUCAUUGUGGGCACAAAGGACCUUUUCUAUGUAACCGAGGAGAUAGAAAACGUGGAGGAUAUAUGUAGCUCGAUGAAGCUGGAAAUUAUGAAGCCCAUGCCCCGCCGAAAAGAUAUUCAAUCAGCAAUGGACAAUUGUACCAUUUUCCACUUUGCUGGUCACGGGCGUAUGAAUAGCUUGGAUCCAUUGAAAAGCCAUUUAGUCUUGGAGGGUGAUUCACUUACCCUUGACGACAUACUCAAAUCAAAUUUGGCCAGCCACCCUCCGUUUCUAGCAUAUCUUUCUGCUUGUGGAACUGGCCAGAUUGGGAAAGAUGAGUUAGUUAACGAAGGCCUCCAUCUCAUCAGCGCAUUUCAGGCUGGUGGAUUCCAGAAUGUUAUUGGCACUCUGUGGACGGUAGAUGACAGAAUCUGCAUGGAUGUGGCGACCGAGACAUACAAAUGGAUUGCCCAUAAUCAAAUGCGCAGUAGAUCGGUCAGCGAGGGACUCCACCGGACAAUCCGGCAUCUACGAGAUCAUUGGAUCUUGGCCAACACUGAGCAUAGGGGAGACAAACACAGGGGCCCUGGAAGGGCUCAGAAAGUGUCACUCAAGUCAAGAGACAUGAUACCCGUGGAGGGAGACUCUCCACUGCUGUGGGUUCCAUUUGUUCAUUAUGGAGUCUAA